Sapajus apella (tufted capuchin) is the source of this 2217-nucleotide messenger RNA. It is a transcript of the gene WDR70, whose product is annotated as WD repeat domain 70. The transcript has 18 exons. The record is from RefSeq and is a predicted model, not a curated record. Gene Ontology annotation, biological process: regulation of DNA double-strand break processing. Gene Ontology annotation, molecular function: protein binding. Lineage: Eukaryota; Metazoa; Chordata; Mammalia; Primates; Cebidae. The coding region runs from base 149 to 2110 and encodes 653 amino acids. Gene Ontology annotation, cellular component: site of double-strand break; nucleus.
UCCCUCUGCGGAAGGCGCCGCUCUUGGCGUCGGCGGCGCCGCUGUCGUUUAGGGGCGGCACUUCCUCCCGGAUUUGCCGCGGGUUAGUGGCACAUUCUGCAGUUGUUUGGGCUGCUGUUGUGGCUCGUUCUGCGGUGUGCGGCCAGCCAUGGAGCGCUCAGGGCCCAGCGAAGUGACAGGCUCGGACACGUCGGGACCGGACCCGCAGCUUGCGGUCACGAUGGGCUUCACGGGAUUCGGUAAAAAAGCUCGCACAUUUGACUUGGAAGCAAUGUUUGAACAAACUCGAAGAACAGCUGUGGAAAGAAGUCGGAAAACAUUGGAAGCAAGAGAAAAAGAAGAAGAAAUGAACAGAGAGAAAGAAUUAAGAAGACAAAAUGAAGAUAUUGAACCAACAUCCUCAGGAUUAAAUGUGAUCAGAGAUUGUUCCAAAUCAUCUUCCAGGGAUAUGAGCAGCAGUGAAAGUGAAGAGAGUUCUGACUCUUCUGAUGAUGAGUUGAUUGGCCCUCCUUUACCCCCUGCAAUGGUAGGAAAACCGUUUAAUUUUAUGGAGGAUAUCCUUGGUCCUUUACCUCCACCUCUUAAUGAAGAAGAAGAAGAAGCAGAGGAAGAAGAGGAGGAAGAGGAGGAAGAGGAAAAUCCCGUCCACAAGAUUCCUGACUCACAUGAGAUAACGCUGAAGCAUGGCACUAAAACAGUGUCUGCUUUGGGUCUGGAUCCCUCAGGUGCCCGUUUGGUGACAGGAGGAUAUGACUAUGAUGUUAAGUUUUGGGAUUUUGCUGGAAUGGAUGCUUCUUUUAAGGCAUUUCGAUCCCUUCAGCCCUGUGAGUGCCAUCAGAUCAAGUCAUUACAGUAUAGUAACACAGGAGACAUGAUUCUUGUUGUAUCUGGAAGUUCUCAGGCCAAGGUGAUUGACAGAGAUGGUUUUGAAGUAAUGGAAUGUAUAAAGGGAGACCAGUAUAUUGUGGACAUGGCCAACACCAAGGGUCACACAGCAAUGCUUCAUACUGGUUCAUGGCAUCCCAAAAUAAAGGGAGAAUUUAUGACUUGCUCAAAUGAUGCGACUGUAAGGACUUGGGAAGUUGAAAAUCCAAAGAAGCAAAAAAGUGUGUUUAAACCACGGACGAUGCAGGGCAAAAAGGUCAUUCCCACUACCUGCACGUAUAGUAGAGAUGGAAACCUCAUAGCAGCUGCCUGCCAGAAUGGAAGCAUACAGAUCUGGGACCGAAAUUUGACUGUUCAUCCGAAGUUCCACUAUAAACAGGCUCAUGACCCAGGCACAGACACUUCCUGUGUGACUUUUUCCUAUGAUGGUAAUGUUCUUGCCUCUCGUGGAGGUGAUGAUUCAUUAAAAUUAUGGGACAUACGACAAUUUAAUAAGCCACUUUUUUCAGCCUCGGGUCUUCCCACCAUGUUCCCAAUGACUGACUGCUGUUUCAGUCCGGAUGAUAAGCUCAUAGUCACUGGUACAUCUGUGCAAAGAGGAUGUGGCAGCGGCAAACUUGUUUUCUUUGAGCGUAGGACUUUCCAAAGGGUGUAUGAAAUAGACAUCACAGAUGCGAGUGUUGUUCGCUGCCUGUGGCAUCCAAAGCUGAACCAGAUCAUGGUUGGAACUGGAAAUGGAUUGGCUAAAGUCUAUUACGACCCCAACAAGAGUCAGAGGGGAGCAAAAUUAUGUGUGGUUAAAACCCAGCGGAAGGCAAAACAAGCCGAGACUCUAACUCAGGACUACAUCAUCACGCCUCAUGCCUUGCCUAUGUUCCGCGAGCCCCGCCAACGGAGUACAAGGAAACAGCUGGAGAAGGACAGACUGGAUCCCCUGAAGUCGCAUAAACCCGAACCUCCUGUAGCAGGCCCAGGUCGUGGUGGCCGAGUUGGAACCCAUGGGGGCACUCUCUCGUCCUAUAUUGUGAAGAACAUUGCUUUGGACAAGACUGAUGACAGCAAUCCUCGGGAAGCCAUUUUGCGUCAUGCCAAAGCAGCAGAAGACAACCCAUAUUGGGUUUCUCCAGCAUAUUCCAAGACUCAGCCCAAAACCAUGUUUGCCCAAGUUGAAUCUGAUGAUGAGGAAGCGAAGAAUGAGCCAGAAUGGAAAAAACGUAAAAUUUGAAGAAUCUCAUUUGAGAGCUGUUUGCAUGACUGGGAGGGAUAUGGGACAGGUUUGGAGUUUGUUUUGUUUUUUAUGCUCAUGAAAUUAAAAAUUCAUUUUUAUGAACA